This is a messenger RNA of Cylindrotheca closterium, 1611 nucleotides long. The record is from the annotation of a GenBank genome assembly. NCBI's taxonomy places the organism in Eukaryota, Bacillariophyta, Bacillariophyceae, Bacillariales, Bacillariaceae.
AUGUCGGCUCAAACGUCGUCAUUGUCGUCAUCCUCUCGAGCAUUGCAUAGAGAAAACAGCCAUCACGAUGACAAUGAUGGCAAUGCGGUUGUGGUAGAAUUGCAGCACCCAGAAAGCGUGCAAGAAGCGUUAAGACCUCACUGGGACCGUCAUCAACAGGCCCAGGUACACCGAGAUAUGGCGAAGCAAGCCUGUGCUCGCGAAUUGGUCCAAUUGCAACAACAUCACAAACUAAUGGAAUUGCAAGCAGAUUCCCGACGACUGCGCGCCCAAUUGCAACAACUAAAAACCAGUUGUGCCAACAUGGCCGUUCGGGUCGCUUCACAAGCUGUUGAGAAUGAUUCCAAACAAGAAACCUCCUUUGCCUUUGCGGCUCCCACAAUGCACAACAAUUUUUCUUUGGCCCAACACAAUCAGUCCCUCGAACGCUUGGAAGAUGGUCUCUUGCAAACGAGUAUGCAGCAUGCUAUUCAAGUAGCAACACAACAAGUACGAGCCUUACGAUUUCAGUGGGCACGCAAGGCGUUAGCCAUGCAUCGAUUGGUCAUUGAUCCAGAGGAUGUCAAGUCGGCACCCAUUCGCAAAGAAUCAUCCUCGUCCACCGAUUCCACCGAUCCGUCCUCGAUGGCUGCUAAAAAAACACGCUUGCAACGGCUUCAACGCCGAGCCAAAGGAAUUGGUAAAAUUGGAGGCCUUCCUCUGCCUCAUGCCGGACCAGAACUCUAUGGAGUCUUGCCUCCAAGAGAAUUGCAAUCUGCUUUGAGACUCGUAGCUUCUGUCACUUGGACAGUAGCACGAUGUCUCGGAAUUAUAUUGCCACAUCCCAUCUUGUUGACACCUCAUGGCACAGCUGGAGACAUUGCUCAAAGUCAUCUUCAAGCUAGUGACAAUCGACAAACGACGCGAAAACCACCCAAGCUGUCAUCAUCGAGCCAAAAGAGUACUCAUGCAAUUCCUCAAACAGCUCCAACACUGACAUCUGCAGCAACUUCGGUCGCUACUUCUGCGGCCACUUCGGCAGUCUCACUUCUCUCGUCAGCAUCUUACUUUGGCUCCUCGCUCUUGAAAAAGGGAGCCAAAAAGGCAUACUCCAAGGCAACCGGCUAUGAAUAUUCGAGCAGCAGUCGGAGUAGUAACGGCUAUUAUUCCCAAGGCAAUACUGGCAGCACCACCAGGCGACCUUCAACUAGCAGCUUGGACAGUCGAUACACGUCCAACUCUUAUUCCACUUCCAAUUCUUAUCCCUACUCUUCCAGUAUUUCAUCAACCUCUCACCCGCAGCAUGGACAACCAACCAUUGCCACCAUUCCAUCCUCAUCGGCUUUAUCCCAGGACCGACAACACUUGUCUCAACGGAUUCAUCACGCCACUGCUGCUGUUUUGAGCGAAGAUGUUACGAGUAGUGCUUCUGCCUUUACCUUGUCCCCACUACCGGAAGUGGCCAAGGAAGAAGACUUUGCCAUUGCUUUACAGCUUUUGCAAAACAACAUUAUUUGCUUGUGCAUACGAGCAGGGGUUCCAGUCUCGCAAUUGUGGCCGGCGGAAGCCAUUUUACUGAAUCUGUACGCUCUGGAUUCGUACUGCCAGCAACAGAUUGCGGUGGAUUAUUAG